AUGUCAAUCAUCGCGGAAGAAAACAAAGCCACAAAAAUAACCGCACGCUGGGCUGUUAACGUUACAGAUUGGCGACCUACUCACGAGCAAUAUACUCUUGCCUUAAACUCCAUACAAACCGAAGAGCGAGAGCGAAUUCUCAGAUUUCGGUUGGAACAGGACCAGAAAUCAUCGUUAAUUGGUAGAUUAUUACUUCGAUGGCUUUUUCAUACUGUUUAUCGAGUUGACUGGGAAGCAAUUCGAUUUGGUAGAAGUGCAAAUAACAAACCAAUUUUGAUUUCUCCCGAGGUUAACUAUACUCAUAAUUCUGGUCUGCUUUCCGAUCCAAAAAUUGAUUUUAAUAUUUCUCAUCAUGGUGAUUGGGUAGUCCUUGUCUCGAUAGAGAAUUUUAUCGAGAAUCGAAAGCAAAAUUUAAAUGUCAUUGGCGUCGAUGUGAUGAAGAUUGAAGUGCCUAAUGAACCGAUUUCUCAGUUCUUUGAAAUCUUUCGGGAUCAAUUUUCAGAAUACGAAUAUAACACUAUUAAACCACCAAAUCUUUCUGAAAAAGAGCAACUGCAAAGAUUCUACAGAUACUGGUGUCUAAAAGAAAGUUACGUGAAAGCAAUCGGAGUCGGAUUAAACAUGAAAUUAAGCGACAUCGAAUUUAGAUUGGCGGAUGAUGAGUUAGUUGAUGAUGGUGAAGAUAUAAAGUCAAUAAAGACUAAAACUCAAUUAUAUGUUAUCAAUGAACCAUGCCCAGAAUGGAAAUUCGAAGAAAGUUAUCUUGAUCAAAGUCAUUGUGUCGCAAUCGCUUAUUAUUAUAAGCAAAAGAAAAUUCAUAAGAGUGGUGAUGAUGCUGUUACUGCUAGAAACACCGUCGUGGGUGAUGAUGAUGAUGAAACUUUACCCUUCAAAGUUUUAGAUGUUAAUGAUAUAUUGCAAUAUGCGAAAGAAAUCUCUUAA
Messenger RNA from Ambispora gerdemannii, 942 nucleotides. The record is from the annotation of a GenBank genome assembly. Lineage: Eukaryota; Fungi; Glomeromycota; Glomeromycetes; Archaeosporales; Ambisporaceae.